Eriocheir sinensis (Chinese mitten crab) is the source of this 2487-nucleotide messenger RNA. RefSeq lists its product as uncharacterized. NCBI's taxonomy places the organism in Eukaryota, Metazoa, Arthropoda, Malacostraca, Decapoda, Varunidae. The record is from RefSeq and is a predicted model, not a curated record. The coding region runs from base 1427 to 2161 and encodes 244 amino acids. The transcript has 9 exons.
UAUAUAUAUAUAUUUUUUUUUUUUUUUUUCCAACGACUUAUUGAUUGCUGUCGCUCUGCUUGCUGCUGGAGAAGAAUAGAGGCCAGCUAGCUAGCUUAAUAAAAACUUGUUGAUAAACAUUAGUAUACGGGCCUCAAAUGAAUAUUAUGCAUACACAGUCCUUAGGUUUAUCAAUUACUAAUACCAGGAAUCCUAUAUGAAAUGUAGUAACAUACCUGAUAUAGACUAGUCUGGAAGGCUAUUGGUGUCUGGACGUGGUUAUAGCUGGGCAGUGUGAAGUUGUGAACUCAACUGGGUAGGCGAACACAUGAGCUUCAGGUGGGUGUGUUGGUGCGGCGGUCUGCGUUAAUUGUUGCCACACUUCCAGUUCUCAACAAAAGAUAUUUAUCGCCAAACGAAAUAGAUGUACAUAAUGCAAAUGUAUCUAAAUUAUUUUUAUAUUGAAAUGUAUGUAUAUCUUAUUUUGUAUCUAAGUACUUUCAUUUCAUAUUUUCAUGGAUUCAUCUCUGGACGGGCCGACGGAGCUCCGCGCGCGGACCCGGGCGUGCCCCGGUUCCCACUGUACUCCUCUCCGUCGAUGACGUCACUGACGGUCGACGGAUCCGUGAAAACAGAAUAGUGGGAACCGCGCCUUAGUUGAGUCGAUAGACUAUAAAGUCCUCCAAGAUAGAGUUCUUGCGCGUGCCGGUGUUGCGAGAAAUACCUCCUUCCAGAAAUAAGUCGCUCUUCUGUUCACUACGCAUGCACACUGCAUGGGUAAUAUACAACUGGAAAACCCAUUAAUUUACCUGGUUUUGAUCUAGUCUGUCCACUUGUGGUUUUUGUAAUGAUUGAUAUUGCCCGCAAGAAAACAACACACCAGACCAACAGACAAAACAAGCAAGAACUGAGUGAACAUCAACGUGGGGUAAUUCUUUCUAAAAUCUGCCCUAUUCGUUUAUUAUAAAGCCUUUCUUAAUUAAAAGUGUUGCUCUGAUGUUUGUGCCACGUAUUGGAGCCGAAACAGGAGAAGUAAACGAUAGCAGUAAGUGAAGUAUAUAAAAAAAAUGUAAGCAAGUUAAAGACCUCUCUCUGCGAGCUAUUUUUCGGAUGCGAGCUAAUUCCUACAACACCGUGGAGGCGGGGUGUGAGGGCGGCUUGGUGAUGACACUUCGUACUUUAGCAUGUGUCAAGAUUGUUCCCUCCGAGGCAGCGGGUCACCCAGGGCUGGAGAAACAGAAGCAGAGGCGGACAAUAAAGACAACAGAGGACCAUCAAGUGAAGAAGGACCCCCAUCUAUCCACCUAUCCAUCCCAGGCGAGCCGCUCUUCUAUCCCCAUCUACCCUGUCUCGCCUCGCCCCAUCCCGCAGCCCACUCAACACCCCUCCACCACCACCACCACCACCCUUAUUGAUUCCGCCGCCUACCUCUCCCAGCUGACGCAAGAUGUCGAUCAAGCUGGAGGACAUGCUGACGGUGGUGAAGCCGCCACCGCAGGCACUCGACCUCUUCCGAACCAAGAUCAAGUGUAAGGAAGACUUCGACAAGGCCUACGAAAAAGUCCCGGAGUACAAAAUUCGCCCCGAGAAGGUGCGGCCGGGAGACGUGAUGGGGGAGGGACCGGGGGGCUGGAGGACCUCCCAGGGCAGGGGCAGCGAGGAGCCCCCCCAGGCCACCUACGCAGACCCUCUCCCCCCCUCCAUGCGGGGACUCAACAUGGACGAAUUCUACGAGGUUGACAUAGACUGGAGAAUGUUGACCACUGCUCGGCCUAAGAACCGCUGCGAGGAGGAGAUAUUUUCAAGGUACGUGGAGAUGGGUCGCCUGCAGCUUCAGCGUCUACGGGAAGAGGCGGAGAAGGUGGCUGAAGGCAAGGAGUGGACGGGACGCAUCGUAAAGGUGGUGCCGGGGAAGGGGUCGCUGCCGGAGACUCGCCUGCCCACGUGUCGGGAGUGCGGCGAGGAACUGUGUGAAGGCAUGUGCAAGGACUACCUCUACAUGAAUUACCAGCGUGUCCAGACGGAAGAGAAGAAAGAAGAAGAAGAAUCAGGAUUAGAUGUGGACGACAUCGAAGGGACGAAGCAAAAGGGAAAGAAGAAAAAGAAAACAAAGAAAAGAAAAAAGAAAAAGAAGAAAGAAGCCGAUCAAGCAGACGGCGAUGCGGAUGACGAAGAGGAGUGAGCAAAGGAACACCUUGACAGGGGUAUCAUCCUUCACGUAUUGGUAAAAGUGAAAACUUGAACCAGCCAAGCAAACAAGCGUCGUCAUUGUAAGAAUGGGAAGCCACAAGCAGACGUAAGCUCAUGUUCAGUAUUUACAAAUAUCAUUUAUGUUUGCCAGGCAUGUCAGAGAGUUCAAAAUACAAAUAUUCCACGAGGCUUUCGCAAAUAGUCGAGGCGCAGCAGGAACAGUGUCCGCGCUGGGACCUGCCUGGCUAGAACGCUGAGAACAUGACUUUGCAAUGUGAUCCCGAAAGGAGGCAAUGACGAGAAUAAAUUUUGUUUGCA